AUGAGGAUCUACGGACCUACAUCGGUGGACAACUACGACGACGCCACGUACCCUCUGAUGAUUGCGGAUCACAACAAUUGCAGUGCCUUUGAGGAUUGGCACUGGGCCACGAUUUCGGAAAAGGUACAGGGUCCAAUCAAGAUGGAAAGCAUCCUCAUCAAUAACCACGGUCGGUCGCUGCCACGAGCUUUUAUCUCGAUCAAAGUCGAGCCGGGCAAGAGAAUCCUUCUCCGACUGAUCAACGCGUCCACGGACACGGCAUACAUUUUUAGCAUCGAUGACUAUGAGCUACAAGUGAUUGGGGCGGACUUGGUGCCCAUCCAGCCCUUUAAGAAGAACUUCCUGCAUAUCGGCAUUGGUCAACGAUACCACGGGAUCCCGGAAACGAAAAAGCAGGGCGAACACAAACCGAGCUACUGGAUCCGAACGGAGCCCGCCCAGCACUGCAAAGGCAUUCUCCUGUACGACGACAACGUCACCCGCGAUCCCACCACCGGCAAGCACGACUAUGAUACCCUGUGCCGGGACGAAGACCACACGAACAUCGAGCCGGUAAUCGGAUGGACCGUACCCAGGCCUACCCCAGAACAACUGCACAAGGUCAAAUUGCCCUUCAAGGUCAUGAGAGGAGCGAACUUCACGCUCCUCCCGGAACCCGAGGGCGACAUUCCAGCUGGGCCAAACAUCUCGGUCUGGAAGCUCAUAAAUCAUGCUGCCUGGGUGGAUUACAAGGAUCCCACAAUCAGCCAUACGGACAGGCCUGAGAGUGAGUGGCCGGAAAACGCGGCUCUGUUUGAAGUCAACAGCGAGGACGAAAAAGACGAUAGCCCGGUUGACUCUACUCGGGGGGACCUCGAUUCGCCCGGUAAGCCCGGUUGGCCGAGCCCGGGCAAAGAGUAUAAGACAUGGGUGUACAUGUUGAUCGACGGGGGCCAUCAGACCCAGAUACCACCCAGGAGGAAGGGCGAUUCGGUGAUUCCUGCGGCGCACCCGAUCCACCUCCACGGACACGACUUCGCGCUACUAGCCCAAUCCUACGAACCCUUCAACCAUAGUUUAAUUAGACAUCCCAGGCGGAUGCAAAAAUGGAUCGACACCUUCACGUUGGACAAUCCCGCUCGUCGGGAUGUGGUCUUGCUGCCGCGAGAUGGGUAUAUCGUGAUUGCAUUCCCGGUCGACAACCCCGGGGCCUGGCUCCUACAUUGCCAUAUUGCCUGGCAUGCGUCUGGGGGACUGGCAUUGCAGAUUCUGGAAGAUCGGGAGACUGUUAGGGAAAAGAUCCACGGGUGGCCGGCUCGGCAUGCAUAUAAGCAGCUUAUAGAUGGGUGUAAGAAUUGGGAAACUUGGUACAAAGACUGGGAUAAUCAUUGUCUUCCGGAUGAACGAUUCCAGGAUGAUUCGGGGGUUUGA
Molecule: messenger RNA, 1410 nt
Organism: Aspergillus ibericus CBS 121593
Lineage: Eukaryota; Fungi; Ascomycota; Eurotiomycetes; Eurotiales; Aspergillaceae
Product: Cupredoxin
Exons: 6
Coding region: 1-1410 (469 amino acids)
Molecular function (GO): copper ion binding; oxidoreductase activity
Source: RefSeq, a predicted model, not a curated record